GCCAAUUGUAUACCUGGGAGGAGAAUCCAAAAGGCCAAACAUGGCCUCCUCCUCACUUUUUACCCUUUUCCUAGUGUCAAUGCUUGCUCUUAGCUUCCCUCUUGAGACUUUAGCUAGUUAUCGCUAUUCUUCUCCACCACCGCCUUACGUUUACAAGUCACCUCCUCCGCCACCACCCGUAUACAAAUCACCACCACCGCCACCCCCGGUUUACAAGUCACCCCCUCCACCACCUCCCGUUUACAAGUCCCCACCACCACCACCCCCAGUCUACAAGUCGCCACCACCCCCACCCCCGAUCUACAAGUCGCCACCACCCCCACCCCCGGUCUACAAGUCGCCUCCCCCACCACCCCCGGUCUACAAGUCGCCACCCCCACCACCCCCGGUUUACAAGUCGCCACCCCCACCACCUCCGGUUUACAAGUCUCCUCCUCCUCCACCACCCGUCUACAAGUCCCCACCACCACCUCCCCCGGUUUACAAGUCACCUCCCCCACCCCCACCAGUUUACAAGUCUCCACCACCACCACCCCCAGUUUACAAGUCCCCACCACCACCACCUCCUGUUUACAAGUCACCUCCUCCCCCACCACCAGUAUACAAAUCUCCACCACCACCUCCACCAGUAUACAAGUCUCCACCACCACCUCCACCAGUAUACAAGUCUCCACCACCACCUCCUCCCGUUUACAAGUCCCCACCACCACCUCCCCCUGUUUACAAGUCACCUCCCCCACCCCCACCAGUCUACAAGUCUCCACCCCCACCCCCACCGGUCUACAAGUCUCCACCACCACCUCCCCCAGUUUACAAGUCACCUCCUCCACCCCCACCGGUCUACAAGUCGCCACCACCACCUCCACCAGUCUACAAGUCGCCUCCACCUCCCGUUUACUACUAUAAAUCUCCUCCUCCACCGUAUAUAGGGAUAGAGAGGUCCCUUACAAUAGCAUCAUCUGAAAAACCCAAAAGGCCAAACAUGGCCUCCUCCUCAUUUUUCACCACUUUCUUAGUGGCAAUGUUAGCCCUUAGUUUUCCUUUUGAGACUUUAGCUGGUUAUCGAUAUUCUUCUCCACCACCACCAACUUACGUUUACAAGUCACCGCCACCUCCUCCCCCGGUUUACAAGUCACCACCUCCUCCACCACCCGUUUACAAGUCCCCGCCACCUCCUCCCCCGGUUUACAAGUCACCACCCCCUCCACCACCCGUUUACAAGUCACCACCACCACCUCCCCCGGUUUACAAGUCGCCACCCCCACCACCACCAGUUUACAAGUCGCCACCCCCACCACCACCGGUUUACAAGUCGCCACCACCACCUCCCCCUGUUUACAAGUCGCCACCCCCACCCCCACCGGUUUACAAGUCCCCACCCCCACCACCUCCCGUUUACAAGUCGCCUCCUCCACCACCACCAGUAUACAAGUCCCCACCACCACCUCCUCCCGUUUACAAGUCACCACCCCCUCCACCACCCGUUUACAAGUCCCCACCUCCACCUCCCCCGGUUUACAAGUCUCCACCACCACCUCCUCCCGUUUACAAGUCACCUCCCCCUCCACCACCUGUUUACAAGUCACCACCACCACCUCCCCCGGUUUACAAGUCACCUCCCCCACCACCACCAGUUUACAAGUCUCCCCCACCACCUCCUCCAGUCUACAAGUCACCACCACCUCCACCUCCAGUCUACAAGUCUCCCCCACCACCUCCACCGGUAUAUAAGUCACCACCACCACCUCCUCCGGUCUACAAGUCUCCCCCACCACCUCCACCGGUAUACAAGUCACCACCACCACCUCCACCGGUAUAUAAGUCACCACCACCACCUCCUCCGGUCUACAAGUCUCCCCCACCACCUCCACCGGUAUACAAGUCACCACCACCACCUCCACCGGUAUAUAAGUCACCACCACCACCUCCUCCGGUCUACAAGUCUCCUCCACCACCUCCACCGGUAUAUAAGUCACCACCACCACCUCCUCCGGUCUACAAAUCACCCCCACCACCUCCACCGGUAUACAAGUCACCACCACCUCCCCCUCCCGUCUACAAGUCUCCCCCACCACCUCCACCAGUAUACAAGUCACCACCACCUCCUCCCCCGGUUUACAAAUCUCCGCCACCACCUCCACCAGUCUACAAGUCUCCCCCCCCACCACCACCCGUUUACAAGACCCCUCCUUACUACUAUAAAUCCCCUCCUCCUCCACGUCACUAUUAAAUCAAAUUGCUUUGACGAUGUCAUCCACCAAAUCAGGGAAAUAAAGACAUCGAUCAUCUUUGAAUAAAAGAGGGACAUUUGCAUGAGUUCCGCAGAACGUAGAAAGAGUUGAAACGAACAGGAUUUGGAUUUGUCAACAAAAAAAAGGGAAAAUAAUAAAAUAUUGAAUUUUAUAUUUAGAUAAAGGAGGUGUCCGUACAAAUAUUGUAUAUUUGUAUGUUGGAGGGGCACAUUUGUUAUUAUAUAUUCUGUACUUUAAAAUUGCUGGGUUGACCGCAAUUAGUAAAAUUUAUAAUUGGGUCCUUCAAGAAAUAAAGAUUUCCAUUUCUAUUU
Molecule: messenger RNA, 2563 nt
Organism: Impatiens glandulifera
Lineage: Eukaryota; Viridiplantae; Streptophyta; Magnoliopsida; Ericales; Balsaminaceae
Product: extensin-2-like
Exons: 3
Coding region: 41-2230 (729 amino acids)
Source: RefSeq, a predicted model, not a curated record